GAUAAGCUUCUGCACACCGACCAUGAGUUUUGAUACUCCAUAGUCUCUUAUCAUCCAAACAUUAAGCAUUUAUGCAUAUAAAAACAUCCGUCUUGGUUUCUGUCACAAGUCCACACUUUCACCAAGAGGAUUCUUGUGUGGACCAGCAUCUCUUUUUCCACCCCUUUCAUGGCUUCUCUCUCUCCUCUCUCUGUACUUCUCCUUGUCUUGUUGGCUCAUGAGGUGAUUUGCCAACAAGAAACAGAGAUGGACCAAGAGGAGCUCUCUGGUCUCUUUGAGUUCAUGGGUUCACUUCUUGAGGACCCCACUUGGGACCAAACCUACCCACAACCAUGCAGUGACACUCCAUGGCCUGGUGUUGAAUGUGAGAGCACUGGACAAGAAAACCCUCCACGCUUUCAUGUCACAAGGAUCCACAUUGGCCCUGAUAUUCUCAACCCACCUUGUAAAACCACAGCCAAACUCUCACAUUCCCUACUCAAACUCCCUUACCUCAAGGUCCUCUCUCUCUUCAACUGCUUCACUUCAUCACCAGUCUCUCUCUCUCCGACUCUCUUUGGCACGACACUGUCUUCCUUAGAGCAUCUAGCCAUUGAGUCCAACCCAAGCCUAACAGGGGAAAUUCCCCCAAGUUUGGCAGUGGUUGGUACCUUAAGGGUCUUAUGCCUUGCACAAAACAAUCUACAAGGAGAAAUUCCAAACACAUUUGGUGGGUUAGUGAGUUUGGAGCAACUUGACCUCAGUUCCAAUAACCUAAGUGGUUCAGUCCCUGAAGAAAUAGGAGAUUUAAAGAGCUUAACCAUUUUGGACCUCAGUUGGAAUGGGCUGGAAAAUGAGGUUCCUUCUUCAUUGGGUCAGCUUCAAUUUCUUCAAAAGAUGGAUUUCCGCUCAAACAAGCUUCAAGGGAAGGUGCCUCAGAGUUUGGGGCAGUUAAACAGGUUGGUCUUAUUAGACUUGAGUCAUAACUUACUUAUUGGGCCCAUCCCAGAAACCCUAUCAGGUUUGCAGCAAUUAGAGUACUUAAUGAUUGAAGACAACCCUUUGAAUUCAGAGAUACCCUUGUUUUUAGGGAGCUUAAGGAAGAUCAUAGUGCUGAGUUUUUCAUGUUGUGGUCUAAGAGGCAUUUUGUCAAACACCUUAUCUUCGUUGCAAAAUCUGUCUACCUUAUUUCUAGACAACAACAGCCUCAAUGGGACAGUCCCGCCAAACUUAGGGGCACUUCCAAAUUUGGAUCACCUAAAUUUGAGCCACAAUCAGUUUAGUGGGGAGCUAAUCUUCCCACAAGAGUUCAUCAUUAGGAUUGGAAAGAGAUUAGACGUUAGGGGCAAUACUGGGCUAUGCUUAAGUCAAGAGCUCUUCAAGAACAGAAAUGUUUCUACUACCUAUCUAGAAACCCCACCAUGUUUGGGCACAAGUGCAAAUAUCAACAGUAGUAGGACUUGGGAAGAAGAUCAUAAUCCAGGCGAUAGCAGCACAUUGAAGCCAUUUUGGGACGGCGAGAGGGGAAGUUCAAGCCAUCCAAUUGGGCUUGAUCAAAAUCUUUGUUUUCUUUGUUUUGUCGUUUGGUUCAUUGUGUGAUUGUCACUUGACAAACCCCACACUCUUUUCUGGGAUAAUUACACCAUCGAUCGAUUCAAGUAGUUUUAGCGAGAUUUUACAUUGAAGUUGAAGAGUUUUUUUUACCAGUAAAGAUGGUAUGUAUACUCUUCUAAGUUUCUAUUUCAAUAUUGUCACCUUUUUCUUGGUAUUUCAAGUGAUAAAA
Messenger RNA from Rhododendron vialii, 1762 nucleotides. RefSeq names its product receptor like protein 29-like. Gene Ontology annotation, molecular function: protein binding. The record is from RefSeq and is a predicted model, not a curated record. NCBI's taxonomy places the organism in Eukaryota, Viridiplantae, Streptophyta, Magnoliopsida, Ericales, Ericaceae. The coding region runs from base 169 to 1578 and encodes 469 amino acids. The transcript has a single exon.